This is a messenger RNA of Caenorhabditis auriculariae, 3197 nucleotides long. The record is from the annotation of a GenBank genome assembly. Lineage: Eukaryota; Metazoa; Nematoda; Chromadorea; Rhabditida; Rhabditidae.
AUGAUCCUCGUCGGCGUCGUCAACUUGUUCGUAGUUGUCGGAUCUGCUCCAGUAUUCCAGUUCACUGAUGACUCGACGGUAAACAUAUAGGUCUCAAGAACUACUGUUUUUAUACUCAAUUUAUGGCUAGAUUAAAACAAAAGUAAUGAAGACAUGACUAUAGCCGAUUUAUGGCCGAAUUGCGGCUCAAAAGGGCGUGGCCUGUCUGCGCUCUCCACCAACCAGGCACUGUCUCUUUUCUUAUCGUGUCAGGACCAUUUUUUCAAUGGCUCAAGUCGGCCGUGCUAACUAAUCAUUUUCAACCAAUUUCGAGUCUUUUUUUAUCGAAAAUUUUCAUCAACUAUGUCAAGACUCCCAUCAAAUAUUUAUUCAUAAAAAGGGGUGGAAAAGUUAUUUCUAUAUUAUAUAGACUAUAUAUGCUUUCUCAAAAAAAAAAUUUACGUAUUAGUUUUUCAUCAGUUCUGUUCAUGAAACCUUGUUGAAUUGUUUGAAGAUGCAUCGACUAAUUUCAAAACAUUCUCGAGGCGAAGUAAUGGUUUUCGGAGAUCUUUCAGGUCAUGCAAGGUUUUCCGCGUAAAUAUUCCAUUGAAGUUUCAAAAUUUACAAAAAAAAAACGAGCUGAAAGAACACUGAGAACGGUUCGAAGCCUCGAAAACUUUCCCAAAUUAGUCUUUGCUCCUAAAAAUAGUCACGUCUGUGGAGAGCUAAAUCUUGAAAAAGUAAAGUUGAAUUUUGGUCGUAAAUUUUUGAUUCUUUUGUUGAUUCAUCCGUAAAAUUGAAAAAAAGCUUCUCUUUGCGCAGAUCUCAGACAGUGCGAUACUUCGAUGGAUGCCACCGUCGAAGACUCUCUGGAGAACAGCCAAAAUCGAAAAACACGUCAAGGUCAGCUUUUUUGAUGGAAAAACAUAUUUGAUAAAACAUUUAUAAGUAUCUAAAACAUGCUAUGGUUAAAUUCCUUCUCAAAAUCUGGAAUAGAUUCACUGGGAAAUCGAAUGGGCCAAGGCCAAGUUUGCUGAGGAUUGCCAGAACGACGUCAAAGUCAGUUUCCGAGAAUUAAAUCGAAGCGAGUUUUGACGAGCUUCAGUUUGUGCCUGUGUACUUUUGGCCGGGCGAACGCGUUGAUCUGACAUGUCGUAUGUGUGAAGUGAGUACAAAUGUAGUUUUUUCGUUCAAGGGAUUCCGUUCAGAUGGCUUUCGUUAUGAAUGGACUAAUGAAAAGAUGGGGAUACGCCGAGGAUAUCAGCGAGUUCCUCGUGAAUCCCAAGGUUGCAUUUUGUGAGAGAAAAUUGACGCGAAAAGGGCGACUCAGCGGUACGUGAAGAUAAACGACCUGUGGAAGGACGUCGAGAACUCGCCGAACCGACGGAAAGGGUAGCUCCUUUGAGAAUACUAGCGGAAGACAUUCCAUUAGGCUUUUGGAACAGGAACAACGAAGUUUCGGGUCGAAUUUCCUGCCGGAACCGUCUGCUCGAACCACAGUACUUUUCCUCUUCUUAACUUUUUUGAAGUGUCGUUUGUUGAGGAAAAUCAGUGGGAGUCGGGAGGGCAACGUUUGCAUCCGAAGUACCUUCAGAAAGACGGAAAAAUGACAAUAUUCAAUGUUGGUAGCUGGAAAAACAAGUUUCUAGUUAUCUGUUUUCUAGGCAGACGUCCGAUCGCAGGGAGUUUAUUUCUGCUACGACGACCACUCGAAAACCUCCACAAACGUCUUUUAUGUAGUCACAGCAAUGAUUCCGCCAGUAAAAAUCACUACCAAUUUCCCAACCAACUAUAGUAAACAUCUUUCUUCAUUUUAUCAUUGUUAACAGUCAUUUCUAGAUGAUAAAUGCGCGAAAAAGAGCGGUGCCGACGACAAAAUGAUUUUCGCCUCCCACAACUGGAGGUAUGAUUUGUGGAAAAAAAAAGAAAAAGACUUAAAUAAGGUAUCGAGACGAAAAAGGCUUUUGAAAUGAAUGAAGUGAAAUGUUUAUUGUUCGCUCAAAGACUGUUCUGUGGCGUGGAGGUCGAGAACCAGAAAAGCUAUAUUUUAAGUUUAUAUUCCAAGUUAAGUAAGAAUUAUACGCCUGGAAACUUCCCAACAAGGGUUUACGAGCAGGCCUAUUGUUCAGUGUUUUUCCUCCGAAACCAAAUAAAAAUAAAUGUAAGAUUAUUUCUAGAUAUCAUUUUCUGCCGUUGCCGUCGUUGAAACCUCCGCCAUCGUGCUCCUUCAGUCCUGACGACCAAUCUUGCGUCUCUUCAUCAAGAGUAUCUUUUCUAUUUAAUUUAAAGAUUCCUUGAAAAAUCUGCAGUAUAACUACAUGAACAAUGCUUCGAAUUUCCCAGUCAACUUUCAAAAAGGUUGCUCGAUGGAUUGGUGCAGGUUUGUUGAGAAAAAAAAAAUCUUUCAAUAUCAUUCUGAUCACUCUUUUCUGUGGCUAACGUUCUUGCCCAAUUCUUCUCCGAGUCUAUUAAUUAACUUGAGAGCGCGUUUGCUGCCGCCGCAAAAAGACGCGAACUGGACCCUCGACGUCUUUCUCGAGCUGCGAUGGGACGAAUGGACGUCCUGCAAAGACGGACUUCCGCUGAAGCGCCGCGAGGCUCAUUGCUACUUGGUCCGUGGCGACGGAGUGCAGAUUCCAACUCCACUGUCGACGUCCGGAUGGACCGACGAGUUCAACUGGAUCUCGCAUCUCAACGACGUCUUCAACCGGCCUCCUUUCGACGUCCAGGGCAUCCGACUCCACAGGUUCACUCUUUGAAUUUACAGUUCGUACUCAACAAUCAACAGCUCUCUUCUCGUGUCGAAAAUCAGCGGAAGGAAAAAGUUAGAGUUUUGCCAAGUCGGUGGCGGUGGCUCUAGUUACGAAUUGGUUGGGGAAAAGUCUACAUUGAUUGAAAUUAUUUCGAUUUAGUAUGAUAGAGUCUGGAGAAUCGUAUUCAUGCGCACAAUGGGACUGAAAACCGAAGAUGGCAGUUUUAUUGAGUCUGACGAAGAUGGCGAAAUUGAUCAGCUCAAAAAUCCUUUCACCGCCUGUUUGAGGUAACUUUUUUCUCCAUCUCCACCGAAUUUCCAUGUUUCUUAUAAACCAGUUGCUUUAGUGAAAUUAAAUUUAUAAAAUUAAAAACCUAAAAAGCUUCAAAUUUUGUUCAGAUAUGGAAAAACGGACAGCGUCGAGCACCUAAUCGGAACAUACAUGACGGAGACUGAAUACUGUUGA